AUGCUUGAUCGGGCUGAGAUUCUCAUUAUCGGAAUAGCGGGCACCCGUGCUCCAUAUGGGUACAACAUAGCACUCGGUGGUGCGCGUGGCAAGCAUAGUGAAGCAACGAAGAAGCUCAUCGACUCGUACCACGUAGGCAAGGUGGUGUCAGCGGAUGUGAGAGAAAAGCUUCGGCUUGCCAGUACCGGUAGAAAGAUAACCGAGGCGACCAGAGUCCGACUGUCUUCAUACAUGACCGCAAAGUACGCUGCUCUCGAUCAUCAAGUGUACGUGUUUGAUUGUUUUACACACCGAAAGGUCUUUGAGAGCCCCACUCGUUCAGAGGCACUCAAAAGACAUCCAGAACUAACCUACACUACUCUACGACGCAGUCUGGUUUCCCCGCACUACAAGUUCAAGUUCGGUGGAUCCUGGUGCUAUGCGAGGUCCAAGGACAAGCCGGAGGAGGGCAUCUUCCACCGGAUUGGCAAGCCAGUACGGAUAGUCAACCAACACGGUUCAACCCAGCUAUUCGCAAACCUGGUGGAAGCUCGCAACCACUUGAACGUGAAGAGAGGUGUAAUCGAAGGUUGCAUACAGCGUCAGUCUCUGAGUUCCUACACGCUCAAUGAAAUGCUCCAAGGAGAACAAAAGCGAUGGGAUCAUGCUGACGGUGCGAAUGGGUCGUUGGAUUUUGCUGACAACGCACAAGAGACAGUUGCCGCCACAGCGCUGCUGCGGCCAGCUUUCAGUAUGGCGCCUCUUAUGGAGAAGACCCUCAAGGUAGCAGAGAUGGCCGUGAAUGACCUGGUGAAAGCGCGGCAGGGUAGGAGGGCGCUCUGCGUCGCUGCCAGAGUCGUCAGCAAGCGUGAUCCUCGCGACCUGUCUCUGUCGCACAAGGCCAGACUCUGCGUGAUGGUUAGUCGGGCGGCUCACGUGCUGAAGGGCAACAGCAUGAAGCUAAAUCUGACGGUCGGCGAUGCGACGUCCUUGGAUUGUCUGUUCGCCAGCAAUCACCACUUGCUGCUGCACGACAUACCGCUUUGGUUUUGUAAGCUCAACGACGAAGCGAAUUCCGGCACAAAGGCCCUGGAGAGUUGGCAGGGAGAGUAUAUAACAGACAUAGCGUUUAUCGUCUUGAAGCUGCUCCGCAGCCCUAAGUACCUUUUCGCCUUGGAGGACAGCUUGAAGGAGCUGGGUGCCUCUGAUGCAGUGCGUCCUAUGCUCCAGUACAUGCGGCUCUUGGACAGACCGUGGAGCCCUUCCACCGACGAAGAGGGGCGGAAUUUCCGGAGGGGAGCGAGAGACAUGCUCAACUUCCUGAACACGGGGUACAUCUUCUUCCAGACGAAGGAUUAUGACCUGCCGCUUCACAGGGUGCGCAUUGACAUGGCGGCCGACAUGUACCUGAUGUGUGCGGCUUGCUUUGCGACCAAGCCCAAGGGGCUUGCGGGUCCAGACUGGCAGAAGCUGCAUCUCUGCAGUCGCUGUAAGACAAGGGCGUAUUGCUCGAAGGAGUGUUCGGCGAAUGACUGGAAGGAGCAUAAGGUAGUGUGCAGAAGAGGGAAGACGGAGAGAGGGGGAAGGGCGUCACUGCGGGUAUGGGAGGCGUUGACUAAGGUGGUCGGGUCGGACUGGUGGAAGUCGGUGGAUGACAUUCUCCUAGACAUGACGAAAGAGAGAGGAUCCUGA
This is a messenger RNA of Klebsormidium nitens, 1671 nucleotides long. The record is from the annotation of a GenBank genome assembly. Lineage: Eukaryota; Viridiplantae; Streptophyta; Klebsormidiophyceae; Klebsormidiales; Klebsormidiaceae.